Messenger RNA from Morone saxatilis (striped sea-bass), 740 nucleotides. It is a transcript of the gene nrn1la, whose product is annotated as neuritin 1-like a. Gene Ontology annotation, biological process: neuron projection extension; nervous system development. Gene Ontology annotation, cellular component: plasma membrane. The transcript is spliced from 3 exons. The record is from RefSeq and is a predicted model, not a curated record. Lineage: Eukaryota; Metazoa; Chordata; Actinopteri; Moronidae. The coding region runs from base 1 to 465 and encodes 154 amino acids.
AUGGCGGACUCCACCACUACCAUGCUGAGCCCCUGCCCUGUUGCUGCAGCCAGAAGGUGUCACUCCAUCUAUAAGGGUUUCGCUCAGUGUCUGAUGGCACUGGGUGACAGUCUGACGGACAGCGCCCGCAAGGAUGAAGACACACACGAGAUACACACCAUCUGCAGGUCAUGGGAUGAGUUCCAUGACUGCGCCAACGUAGCAAUGGCCGGCUGUCCAGAAGAAGCGGCGGCUGUCUGGGAAUCUCUCCGCCAGGAAUCCAAGAAGAUGCAGUUCUCCGGAAACUUGUACGACAUGUGCUCCAACCGCAACAACCACCCGGUGGCUUCAGUCUCCCCGCACGGCUCACCCAAUCAGGAAGAGAUCAACCAGGAGUCUCUAAGAGGGCGCGCAGAUCAUCCGGCAGGCUGCUUCCACCUUCUCGCCCUACUGUCUCCUCUGCUGCUGCUGUUGCUUUGGAUAUAACUACCCUAAAGAAGUGGGACUAGUGUGAAUAGAUAUAAACUUUGUGUAUUUUUUUCUCCCACAAGUCCAUAGACUUUCCACUGUUUCUUUCCUCUGCUCUGCCAGGGGUUGAAUAUUUCUAACUGCAUGUUCAGAGGCCCGGCAGUCUUUUUGAUAAUGUAUCUUUAAACUGCCUGUGCCAUUUCAUGCAUAUUCUCUGCCUCUUAAUUAGUCUCUCUGUUGGACUCACACACACAAUUUAUACAGAGAUACACAACCACGGUGCAUACAGGCCU